AGCCUUGAUAGAUUAAUCGAUUUUCCAUUAGCUUAGCAAGGCAGCUAAUGGGAAAAUUUUAAAACCUGUGUGUGUGUGUGUGUUAAGUUUAGCGACCCCGCAUAAAUCAGUAGAGAAAACAAUUGCAGCAGCAGCUCGGAACAUUUGCCAGUUUAUUGAUUUAACACGGUUAGAGCCUGGCUAAGGGUUAAGGGUUGCCAACCCAACAAGCCACGUUUGCUUACCGCGUGUAAACAGCAACAAUAGUCGCCAGGAAGGACUCGCGCUGGAACUCAGUCACAUGUUGCCUGCCAUGACUGAACCAAGGACAAGCAGCGCCUUCAAGUCAACAGCGCCAGCCAAGCCACUGCGCACUAGCAAGUUGCAACAGCAGCCGCCGCCGCAGCAGCGCCAAAUAAAAGGCACGCCCACCAGCAUCAUGUGCGAGCUAAUGCGUCUGAAGGCGCAGCAAAAGUAUCUCGAGUGCAAUCAAGUCAAACUCAAUGCCAACAAUUUUGUGGACAGCGAAGAAUCCACAGUCGAAGCGGAGAACAAAGUUGUUAGCCUGAUCAAUGAUAUUGAGCGCUUGAAGCACGAGCUGAACUCCAAGCUGCAGCAACAGCUCGCAGAGAAACGCGCUCAGCUGCAGGACAUGUGGCAUAUGAUGCACACACUCAAGCAGGACGUCUUCCAGCCCGAACGACUCAGUCUCUAUAGCGUGAAUGCGGUGCGCGAGCGCAUCAUGGGACUGAAUGCGCAACUGCAGCGACUGGGAGUGCAGAAUGCGAAGGAGCUGGCGUCGCUGAGUGUGGAAUAUGAGCAAAUGGAGCGGGAGCAGACGUUUGUGUGGAAGGAAGCGUUUUGAAGAGCGUAUAAAAGAAAUUCCUUGAAAAUAUUUUACUAGCAUUAAGCGGAGA
This is a messenger RNA of Drosophila busckii, 896 nucleotides long. RefSeq lists its product as uncharacterized. The transcript has a single exon. The record is from RefSeq and is a predicted model, not a curated record. Lineage: Eukaryota; Metazoa; Arthropoda; Insecta; Diptera; Drosophilidae. Bases 281 to 844 code for a protein of 187 amino acids.